GCGCGUACUUCGGAAAAGAACGGUCAGACCCUGGAACAGUUUCGGACAGGAUGGACUGACGAUCUGGCACCGAGGUCCUCGGGCGUCAGCAGCAACAGCGCACAGCAGCAACAGAAGGCACCGGCCUCAAAAGAAUAUCCUGGCGUCCAUAGCCCGGCUGUGAGGUGUUCACCUGACUGCGGUCAUCCACUGACAAGUAGUCAUGCCCGAAGAGGAGGAUGAUGACGACAAAAAGGGAAAGAAGGGAGGAAAGGAUGACAAAAAGGGAAAGAAGGGAGGCAAGGAUGACAAGAAAGGAGGCAAGGAUGACAAGAAAGGAGGCAAGGAUGACAAGAAGGGCGGUAAGGACGACAAGAAAGGAAAGGACAAAGGAGAUAAGAAAGGCAAGGAGGAUAAGAAGGCUGACAAGAAGUCUCCAAAAGGUGAAAAGUCUCCAAAGGAAAAGUCUCCAAAGGAAAAGUCUCCCAAGGACAAGAAGUCUCCGAAAGAAAAGUCUCCUAAAAGCGAGAAAUCUCCGAAGGCCGAGAAGCAUUCCAAGGAGCCUUCUCCCAAAAAGGAUGAAAAGCAUAAGAAAUCGCCCGCUAAAGAGCCAGAAUCCUUAUCGGUGAAAUCUGAUAAAUCUUCCGACAAGUCCGAGAUUAGCUUGAAGUCUGAAAAGUCAUCUGCGAAGUCUGACUUGUCGAAGGGUUCCGAAGUGUCAAGCGAGCCACCGCCACCGCCAAAGCCCAAGAAAGAGAAGAAGUCACCGAAGAAGGCAGAAGCUGACGCACUUGAUCGUAAGUCGAGCAUGGGCACUUCACCGGAGAAGAAAGACAAGGACCACAAACACAGCAUGGAUGCAGGUGCUCAGAAGAAGCCCAUGGGAAUUCCACCUCCACCGUCCGAUUCUAUGAAGCGGGCCAUGCAGGAGACAGGUCCUGUAUACGCCGAGCGGAUUUACACUGACGAAUAUGAAGAUGAGGAAGAAGGCCGGAACUACAUCGAGGUCCAGAUGUUUGAACGUAGACGGUCCAACACACGCGUUCCUCAACAGCAGCAGCAACAACCUGGACCUCGGGACUCCUUCCAUCGUGAAUCAAUUUCGCGAGAAGCUCCUCAGCAAAUGUACUACGAUCUGCCACAGCAGAUCCAGAUCACUCCACAAGUCCAGGUCGUCACUCGCCCCGCAGUUUACGAAGAGUACUACGAGGAAGUCUCCAUGCCGCACACCCGCGUCGCGACUGAACGGGUGGGACCGCCACAGUUAGGACCACCGCCGCCGCCUCCGCCCCAGAGUUAUUACGACCAUUACGGUUACGACAGGUACGCGGAACCGCAGAGACCCCCUACCCCUCCUCCGCCUCCGCGAGAAGACUCACGAAGGCCUAUCAUUUUGCCACCUACCACAGUAGUCGUCAACCUGAGCGAAACGCGUGUGGCUCAAGCGGCUGCCAUGGCAGCUGCACAGCAGUCUAGACUGGCAGCACAGGAUUAUAGGUCCCCCUACGAACUCGAGGCGAUUCGUCAUGGCAUGGCUAUGAGGGCGUCGCGAGAAGAACUUCUUCCAGCUCAGCGAUUUUCUCCGCCACCUCCACCUCAGCAAGCGCCACCUCCUCCACCCCAGCAAGCUCCUCCGCCGCCACCCCCGCCCCAACAGGUGCAGCAUCCACCACCCCCGCCCCAACAGGUGCAGCAUCCACCACCGCCACCGCAGCAUCCACCACCUCCACCGCAGCAUCCACCACCGCCACCGCAGCAUCCACCACCUCCACCGCCACCGCAUCAGACCCCACCAGGCCAACGCAGUCCUGCACAGCAAGCGUCCCAAACGACGGUGUCGCAGUCACUAGUUCCACAGUCUCAGUGUCUGCUGCCAAAAACCAUGAAUAUCACGCAUCAGCUUCGCGAUUUCCAGCAGCAUAACAGACAGCCGUUGGAAGAAAACUGUAUCUCUUCAACAGAAAGAGUCAUCUACGAAGUUAUCCGUAAGAUGGAAGGGACUUCGACGUCGACCGAGACGAAUGACGAGGCAUCGCAAAGGCAGUUAGGGCCGACCGUUAGCCAGACUUAUAUUAGGACCUCAACACAGGCGUUGGGUCCUCAGGGUCCUCAGGCGGUGGGACCGAGGUCGUCUUCUCCGCCGCCCUUACCGCCGCCUCCGCCAGUCUUCGCUGCUCCAAGGUUAGGAAUGCAACAGAGGCCUUAUAUUCAGGCACCUUUGUACGGCGCACAUGGUGGCAGUCAGGUCUCCAUGAGCAGAUUUUCGCCUCCGCCUCAAGCCGCCCACUUGGCCCCUACGCACAUGGGGCCACCACAGCGUUUGCCACCACAAUAUGGCGGGCCAGUACAUAUGUCCGCGCAGACGUUCGUGCAGAGGGGGCCCAUGCGCGUGCCAUCCUUGCCUUCGAACGCGCCAUCUGCUCCACGCACACCAGUCAGAAUGCCGCUCGUAGGACCACGACCGGGCAGCCGGCCAGGCUCUCCUCAGCCCUACAGUGUUCCUCCUCCAAGACCUCGGGACGAUGACAGCAUGUCCCUAUUUCCGGAGAGGUCCCUCAUUAUGCUCCUGGUUUUUCUGUUCAUCUUCGUCUUGAUCGUCGUCAUCUUGGCCAUUACCGGCAUGAAUCCCUUGGGUUCGGCUGGUAAGGCCGCUGCCUUGGAGGCGACUAAACCGACUGUGGUGGAAUAGCGUUCCCCGUCACGACGCCCACAAACUGCUGUGUGCUUGCUCACUAAUUAAAUGGUCACUAAUUAA
Ornithodoros turicata is the source of this 2734-nucleotide messenger RNA. RefSeq lists its product as uncharacterized. The coding region runs from base 203 to 2668 and encodes 821 amino acids. The record is from RefSeq and is a predicted model, not a curated record. The transcript has 4 exons. Lineage: Eukaryota; Metazoa; Arthropoda; Arachnida; Ixodida; Argasidae.